This is a messenger RNA of Panicum virgatum (switchgrass), 2155 nucleotides long. RefSeq lists its product as uncharacterized. The record is from RefSeq and is a predicted model, not a curated record. The transcript is spliced from 9 exons. NCBI's taxonomy places the organism in Eukaryota, Viridiplantae, Streptophyta, Magnoliopsida, Poales, Poaceae. The coding region runs from base 203 to 1774 and encodes 523 amino acids.
UAAUUGUUGGAGGUGAAAAUCAUUUGACCCGUUUGCUCUGCUCGCUCGCAACGGAAAACAGAGAGGAGGGCAAAGGGCAACCCCCCAUUCCUCUCGGUCUCGGCUCCUCCCUCUCCACCUGCCAAUCACCCACCCCCCUCUCGCCUCCUCCAUCUCUCGUCUCCCUGGUCUUGGACCCGCACCGCGGCGGCGCGACGGCGCAAUGGACAUAGUGUGUGAGAUAUGUGGCAAUGGUAGCCGUCCUGAUCUUAUUGCAAACUGUGCACGGUGCAAUACUUAUGAGCACUGUUAUUGUAUGCAGGUGUUGACAUAUGUGGUUCCACAUGAAUGGUAUUGUGCUGGAUGUCAAGAAUAUGGUAACGGGUGCCCAAAACCUAGUCAAAGUGGGCAAACUGAGCUCCAAAAUCCAUGGCAUGGUUGUGAUAAGAUGAAGGAAAGGGAAACUGUGAAGUUGAACCUCAGUCACAGCAAUGUGGUGCAUCAAAUUGAUCCCAGAUCUUCAAAUAAAUUUGGAAAUGCUAAAGUGAAAUUCAUUUCGUCUGAAGAAGUGGCAUCAUUGAGUAGACAAAGGCCAACGUAUGUUAGGUCAAGAUUUGCUGUGCGGCCAAGUAAGGUUCACCCAUCAUCUCCACCAAAUACAAAACACUCAUCCAAUUUGAAAUGUGUAUCCCCCAGUAGGAGUGACACACAAGUGCAAGCCCUGAAACGAUGUGCUGUUGCAAAUCAUGAUAAAACAAAAAUCGAGCAUAGGUCAUAUUUUGCUACUCAGCAAAGACCGGUUCGUCCUGCAUCUCCUCCAAGCAUGAAGCAGCCAUCCAAUAUGAAAUCAAUAUCCCCCAGUAGGAGUGACAUGCAAGUGCAAGCCCUGAAAUGGUGUGCUGCUGCAAGUCGUGAUCAGGCAAAGAUUGAGGGCAGGCCAGAUUUUGCUAUACAGCAAAGACAAGUUCGUCCUGCAUCUCCUCCGCAUGUGAAAAAGUUUUCAAAUAUGAAGUGCAUAUCCUCCAAUAGGACUGAAACGCAAGUGCAUAGCAUGAAACGAUCUGCUGCUACCUGUCAGGAUCAGGCAAAGAUUGAUGACAUAAACAUGAAAUGGGACACGAGAUCUGGUGGUUCUAUGUUUGAACACAAAGCUAGAGAAACGAAGAUAGUGAAAACACAUGAAGGAGAAAUCAACUCUAAGAUUGAGGAUGGGCCUAGGGAAAUGGGAACAUUAUGUGCUUCAGACGGUGAUACUGUACGCAAAUCUGAAACGGAAAAUCUGAACCAGAAUAGAGAUGUGCUACUCUCCAUCAAUUCAAGUGUAGAGUAUACAAGACGCCCACCACCUGCCAUUUGUUGGACGGGAUCCUUUCAUGUCUUGGUUGCUGGAGAAAAUCUUUAUCUUGGUGAAUUUAAAGCCCAGUUUCCAUCAAAAGUUUCAUCCAAAGUUUAUGAUAUUGCCAAGAUGAUACCCAAUAAUCUACAAUUGCAGUUAUUACCUCGAAUGGAUGACUGGCCAAAGUCUUUUGAGAUUGUCAAUCCAGUUUAUGAAGACAUUGGCUUGUUCUUCUUUCCUAAUGAACCUGAUGGGCAUGAAAAACACUCUUAUUUAUUGGAAGCCUCCAGCAAUUAUGUUCUAAGGACAUAUAUUGAUGGCAUAAAGUUGUUGAUAUAUUCCUCGGAAGUGCUUCCGCCUGAUUCUCAGUGGAUAGAUGGUGAGAACUACUUAUGGGGGUUGUUUGUAAGAUCAAAGGGAAAGAGCGAUCCUCGGCAGUUCAGUUUAACCACUACAUGACCGUUUCAUUUCCCUGCGCAUGGUAGUGUACAACAGCGAAAAGGUAGUUAAAUCCAGAGGUGGUCAAGUGGACUCUCCGUUACGUGUACCAGGGGCAUCUUCAUAUUGUAAUACAACAGUCAUCGCACUUUUUGUGCCCAUCUGAUUCUGACCCUGUAACCGAAGGGAGAAUCUUGAGCUCCAUCAUUCGGGAGGAUGUACAUUUUUUUUUGGGUUCUGAUCUGAAACUAACUCCUGUAUAGCAUGGCAACCAUCAGUCUAGUAAACCCUUGCAGUCUGCAACUUGCUCUUGUGAUGUAUAUCCGUUGUUUCCCACAUUUGUGUGGUUGAUCUAUUGUGAUUGAAUGGUGCUAAAUGGAGAGUUGUACUGUUUACCCUUUA